Peromyscus leucopus (white-footed mouse) is the source of this 3592-nucleotide messenger RNA. RefSeq names its product phosphatidylinositol-5-phosphate 4-kinase type 2 alpha (gene Pip4k2a). Gene Ontology annotation, biological process: phosphatidylinositol metabolic process. The record is from RefSeq and is a predicted model, not a curated record. NCBI's taxonomy places the organism in Eukaryota, Metazoa, Chordata, Mammalia, Rodentia, Cricetidae. The transcript is spliced from 10 exons. Gene Ontology annotation, molecular function: phosphatidylinositol kinase activity. Bases 193 to 1413 code for a protein of 406 amino acids.
GCAGCUUAGGCGGCCGAGCGCGCGGAGCGGGCGGAGCGAGCGCCCAGGACCGAGCGCGGGCGGAGCGGGGCUGGAGCAGUCGCGCAGCGGCGGCUGCCCCGGGGGAUGCGGCUGCCUCCCCGGGCCGGCGUGUAGGGAGGGCGGGUCCCCGGCCUCGGCAGCGCGGCGGUGGAGGGGACCGAGACUGCGGCCAUGGCGACCCCCGGCAACCUGGGGUCCUCCGUCCUGGCGAGCAAGACCAAGACCAAGAAGAAGCACUUCGUGGCUCAGAAAGUGAAGCUGUUCCGGGCCAGCGACCCGCUGCUCAGCGUGCUCAUGUGGGGGGUCAACCACUCGAUCAAUGAACUGAGCCACGUUCAAAUCCCUGUCAUGUUGAUGCCUGAUGACUUCAAAGCCUACUCAAAGAUAAAGGUGGACAACCACCUUUUUAACAAGGAAAACAUGCCGAGCCAUUUCAAAUUUAAGGAAUACUGCCCAAUGGUCUUCCGGAAUCUUCGGGAGAGGUUCGGAAUCGACGACCAAGAUUUCCAGAAUUCCUUGACCAGAAGUGCACCCCUUCCCAAUGACUCCCAGGCACGAAGUGGGGCUCGGUUUCACACAUCCUAUGACAAAAGAUACGUCAUCAAGACCAUUACCAGCGAGGACGUGGCAGAGAUGCACAACAUUCUCAAGAAGUACCAUCAGUACAUAGUGGAAUGCCACGGGGUCACCCUUCUUCCGCAGUUCUUGGGAAUGUACCGGCUUAAUGUUGACGGAGUGGAAAUAUACGUGAUUGUUACAAGGAAUGUGUUCAGCCACCGUUUAUCUGUAUAUAGGAAAUACGACUUAAAGGGCUCUACGGUGGCCAGAGAAGCUAGUGACAAAGAAAAGGCCAAAGAGCUGCCGACUUUAAAGGAUAAUGACUUCAUUAAUGAGGGCCAAAAGAUUUAUAUUGAUGACAACAGCAAAAAGAUAUUCCUGGAAAAACUGAAGAAGGACGUUGAGUUCCUUGCACAGUUAAAACUCAUGGACUACAGCCUCCUGGUGGGAAUCCACGACGUGGAGCGAGCAGAGCAGGAGGAAGUGGAGUAUGAGGAGAACGAUGGGGAGGAGGAAGCGGAGAGCGAUGGCACCCACCCAAUCGGGACUCCACCCGACAGCCCUGGAAAUACACUCAACAGCUCACCACCCUUGGCUCCUGGCGAGUUUGAUCCAAACAUUGAUGUUUAUGCAAUUAAAUGCCAUGAAAACUCCCCUCGAAAAGAGGUGUACUUCAUGGCGAUUAUUGACAUUCUUACUCAUUACGAUGCCAAAAAGAAAGCUGCCCACGCUGCAAAAACUGUUAAACAUGGCGCCGGAGCUGAGAUCUCGACCGUGAAUCCAGAACAGUAUUCAAAGCGCUUUUUGGACUUUAUUGGGCACAUCUUGACGUAACCUCCUGCCCAGCCCCAGAUGGACAUGAGCACAGGAAGGCUGGUGGUGGCAUUGGUGUAGGAGAAUUGAAACCAAACCCGAUGAAGCGCUCACCUUGAAGGAAGCAAACCUUCUUGUUUACAUCUUCAAGCCGAGAUGACUGAAGUGGGGGGGGGGCUACUCGCUUUAACAGCUACCUGAUAUUUCCCAGCAUCGUUCUAGCUAUUUUUGAUUCUCUCUGUGUGUGCAGGCGUGGGCGCACACGCUCUAGCGCACAUUUUAAAAUAAUGGAUUAAUAUUAAUUAAUUAAAACCGAUCAGCUUGGGUCAGAGCUUGUAACAACCCAACCCCUCUGAUUCCAGCUGUGGCUGAAUGAAUGAAUGAAUGAAUGAAGGGGCAGCACACGGGGGAGGGAGAAGAGGAAACGCGUGUCAGCAUGCCAGUACCACAAGAUAAACUGUAGAUCAGUUUGUUUUCUGAAAGAUGUGAGCACGUUCAUGAUGAUGAUGAUGGUGAUGAUGAUGAUUGAAAGAAGGAAAAAUGUACUUCAAAUGUUACACUCCUGGUCCACACAAAGACGACUCCUGAGCCUAAGCCCACAGCCCCAGGCAGAAGAAUGCUAGCUAGCAUUUUCCUGUGUACUGGGUCAUGGUUCUGCCCUAACAGAGUCAGCACCCCCAGGUAUCCCAGGCUGAGCCCUUCAUCUUCCAAGAGUCUGAUGCCAAGAGACUGUCUACAGUUUCACCUCCGCAAACGCUUCCAGGAAAACCGCUUGCUUCUCUUUUCUCGCCUGGAGAGUCUCACUGUUACACCCUUGUGUUGAGCUGCAGAAACGAAUUCUGCAAAACAGAUGUAGAAUUUCCCUGAAAGGUGCAUAGUUUGGGGGCAAUAACAGCUACACCUCCCACCGUAGAAAAGGGAGCAAGGGGUUAAAACCCUCCUGUAACCGAAGGCAAUUCCCAAUUAAUGAAGUUUAUGUCCGACCAUUGUCUAAAGAGUGGAGUUUCGUUAUGGAUUAUCCCCUCUAACUGAAACCCUCAGUUUUACUGUUUACAUGGUUAGAAAAACAGGGAUAUUUUUGAAUCUAAAAAUUUAAUAUGCAGCAUGUGAUUUUUGAGGUUUACAUGUAAAGCCAUUUUGCAGUGUAGGGAACAUGUUUAUUGUGUUUUGAGGUAUGUCUUGCAGUUGUGUUUUUGAGUGAGUGUUUUGUUCAAAGUUCCUAGUAGACAGGCUUUCACAUAAAAGCAAAAGGAUUUCGUUCCUCAAGAUGUGUAUUUAUCAACCUAAUGUUUAUAUAUAUGAUUAAACCCAGAAUCUGGUUAUGUAAGUUCCUUGCCCUAAACUGCUGGCCGUGUUUAACCAAGUUAAAACCUUCCGGCACCAAUCAUGGAUCUACCCCCUUCCCUGUGUUCCUGAAAGGCCUCAAGUUACAGAAGGCAACACUUGCUUCGAGUACUGUCAGCAUCCAUGCUGUGCUGAGGUCGUGCCUUUAAAACCCCCGUUUAAUAUGGUGAGAUGGUUUCCGUGGGCAGUUUUGGAAAGGAAAAAAAGAAUCCACCUUUCAAUAAUUACUUAGAAGUCAACAAGCCCCCUGGCAGGCUGCCUUCCCAGUCUCUUCAGUUCAAGCCUCUCCAGGUACAGCUGUGCCCAACAUGUGUGGGCUGCCUUCACAGCAUCUGGAAGCCAGCGUGGACACCAUCCGACUCCUGCGUACUGACCUGCCACAGAUUCAUUAGCUGAUGAUGUUAACUCCACUGUAACAUAGUUGUACAAAUCUGUAUUUGAUGCAUUUAAAAUAAUCAAUGCUGUAUGAUUCGGUUUCCGGGCACCGUUAAUUGUGGUGUCCAAUCCGUUUGAGUGUUCUGAAGCUCUGCUGUAACCUUUGAUCUCAAAACUUACAAACUCAAGAUCCCAAAACUUUACAAACCUAAAGUAAAAAUGAAGGUACACAUACAUGCUCUGAGUAACCAUUUCCUCUGUGGCCAAUCUGUAUGCUUUUAGAAGUUUACAAAAAAAAAAAAAAAAAAAAAAAAAAAAAAAAAAAAAAAAAAAAAAAACGCUUUGGUUUUUGUCUGUAACCAUCUCUAUCAUCCAGAUAAACUGUUGGGACAAGAGUGAGGACGCGUGUGGUGUCCCAGUGCUAACAGCGCACUCCAGUCGUGAGCCGGGCUUUGUGAAUAAAGCACUUUGACGACUCACA